UAAAAACUGGAAAUUAAAAAAAAUUAAAAAAUAACAAACUCGGGUACACUUACACUGGCUGUACAGGAAUUUUGUGUUAUAUCUCAAUCGAAAGAAUAAGUUUUUGCCUGCCCAGCAAGUGUUUUCUCUUAUCUCGAUCACCUAAACUUAUAUCUUUACAUUAAAAGAAGAGCACAUGUUGUUGGAAAUCGGUGUCAUUGUGUGGUGCUGGGGAUUGUUGAGUCGCACACAGAUGCACCGGCACCAGGUAAUGCUGAAAGGCCGCUGCUGCGUUCUGUUCAGCGACCUGAAGGUUUUCCUGCUCAGGCCACCGACACCGUCGGCACCACCACCAGCGUUCAUCCCCAUGAGCGGCCAAAGCGCGGAAGGCCAUGCGCGCAGCGCCGACAGCAGCGCGCUGACAAACCCCGCUCGGCCGGAGGGGUUUUCCGUACAACUGACAGGGGGAGCUGUCGGGGUCGACGAGAACAGGGCGACGGAGGGCUGGUCCGGCGCCGCGGCGCAACCGGGGACGCUGGAUUGCAGCAGCUCUUCGGAUGACUGUUCCAAAGAAAAAACGGAGGAGCGACUGUCCCUCACCAGUUGUACUGACAGCGGCGUUAGGACUCCUUUGUGCAGAAUCUGUUUUCAGGGACCCGAGCAGGGGGAGCUGCUGAGCCCUUGCCGCUGCAGUGGGUCAGUGCGCUGCACUCACCAGCCUUGCCUCAUUAAGUGGAUCAGUGAGAGGGGGUCAUGGAGCUGCGAGCUCUGCAACUACAAGUACCAAGUCAUCGCUAUCAGCACCAAGAACCCGCUGCAGUGGCAGGCCAUCUCGCUGACAGUGAUCGAGAAGGUGCAGAUUGCGGCGGCCAUCUUGGGCUCCCUCUUCCUCAUCGCCAGCAUCUCCUGGCUGGUGUGGUCGUCCCUCAGCCCCUCGGCCAAGUGGCAGCGGCAGGACCUGCUCUUUCAGAUCUGCUACGGCAUGUACGGCUUCAUGGACGUGGUCUGCAUCGCUCUCAUCGUCCACGAAGGUCCUUCGGUCUUCCGCAUCUUCAACCGCUGGCAGGCCGUCAACCAGCAGUGGAAGGUGCUGAACUACGACAAGGUGAAGGACAGCGAGGACCUGAAGACAGGCGCCGCCGGCAGGACCCUCACGCUGCCCGCGCAGCGGGGCAACGGACACACCGGGGGGGCGGCCUCUGACUCCACCUCCUCCCUCAUGGCGGCCGCCGUGGCCCCCGUCGCCACGACGACGCCCACGGCGACAGCAACCGCCACCGCGGUCGCCAGCCUGGUGACUCAGGACUCUUCCGAGCAGAGCAACGGGCUCUCCCUGCCGGACCACCACUGUACGUACACCUUCCUUCACCUGCUGAGCCACCUGAGGCCGCAGGAGCCCCGCAGCCAACCCGGCAACAGCAGCCGUGAGCUGGUCAUGAGAGUAACUACAGUCUGAGGAGUCUGUCCCGAGGCCUUAUUAUUAAUGUGAUUCGG
Messenger RNA from Megalops cyprinoides (Indo-Pacific tarpon), 1473 nucleotides. Its product is annotated as E3 ubiquitin-protein ligase MARCHF4-like. The record is from RefSeq and is a predicted model, not a curated record. The coding region runs from base 176 to 1435 and encodes 419 amino acids. Lineage: Eukaryota; Metazoa; Chordata; Actinopteri; Elopiformes; Megalopidae. Gene Ontology annotation, molecular function: ubiquitin-protein transferase activity; zinc ion binding. Gene Ontology annotation, biological process: protein ubiquitination. The transcript has 4 exons.